CUCGCUCCCUCUCCCGUAAUGAGGGGGCUGAGCUGUCCCUCCGAGGAGGGGGCCUGGUGUGGAUAAAAGAGACGAAAAAGCAGGGGGAGGUUUCCAAAAACAAAAUCGUCCGAGUCCCCUUCAGACGGCUGCAGGCACGGGGAGGAGGCGCGAAGGUGCCGCGGCAGUGCGAGCCCCACUGGAGUCGGAGCGCGGACACGAGGUUCGGGGCGCGCAACCCUCGCUCCGCGGAGAGCCGGACUCCCAGUCAGCCGCUUCGGGGCCCCCUAGACUCGGAGAAGCCGGGAGAGCAGCCCGGGGCGUCCCGCGCGCCGACCACAAAGCUCUUCGGGGUGCCCGCGCGCAUCGCUCUCCAGCCGCCCCCGCGCCAUGCCGCGGACCGAAGCCCGCAGCCCCGCGCGCGCCCUGUGGAACCCCUGGAGGGGCUUCCUGCCGCUCACCCUGGCUCUCUUCGUGGGCGCGGGUCAUGCCCAAAGGGACCCGGUGGGGAGAUACGAGCCGGCUGGCGGAGACGCGAAUCGACUGCGGCGCCCGGGGGGCAGCUACCCGGCAGCGGCAGCAGCCAAGGUGUACAGUCUGUUCCGGGAGCAGGACGCGCCUGUCGCGGGCUUGCCGCCGGUGGAGCGGGCCCAGCCGGGUUGGGGGAGCCCCAGGAGGCCCACCGAGGCGGAGGCCAGGAGGCCGUCCCGCGCGCAGCAGUCGCGGCGAAUCCAGCUACCUGCGCAGACCCUGAGAAGCACUCCCCUGGGCCAGCAGCAGCCGGCACCCCGGACCCGGGCUGCGCCGGCUCUCCCGCACCUGGGGACCCCACAGCGAUCCGGGGCUGCGCCCCCAACCCCGCCGCGAGGGCGGCUCACAGGGAGGAAUGUCUGCGGGGGACAGUGCUGCCCAGGAUGGACAACAGCGAACAGCACCAAUCACUGUAUAAAACCCGUGUGCCAGCCACCGUGCCAGAACCGGGGCUCCUGCAGCCGCCCUCAGCUCUGCGUCUGCCGCUCCGGCUUCCGUGGAGUCCGCUGUGAGGAGGUCAUUCCUGAUGAGGAAUUUGACCCCCAGAACUCCAGGCUGGCACCUCGACGCUGGGCCGAGCGUUCACCCAACCAGCGCAGGAGCAGUGUGGCCGGAGAGGACACCGUGGCCAGAGCACAGCCGCCUGCACCACAGUCACCGCCGGCCGGGACUCUGAGUAACCUCAGCCAGACCCGCCCUUCCCAUCACCACCUGGGGUUGUCCCGCAGUGUCCGACUUCACCCGACUGCCACAGCCAAUGGCCAGCUCUCUUCCAACGCCCUGCCCUUGGGACCAGGCCUGGAGCAGAGGGAUGGCACCCAUCAGGCGCUCCCUCCGGAGCACCCCUCAUCCCCCUGGGGGCUGAACCUCACGGAGAAAAUUAAAAAGAUCAAGAUCGUCUUCACUCCCACCAUCUGCAAGCAGACCUGUGCCCACGGACACUGUGCCAACAGCUGCGAGAGGGGCGACACCACCACCCUGUACAGCCAGGGCGGCCAUGGGCACGACCCCAAGUCUGGCUUCCGCAUCUAUUUCUGCCAGAUCCCCUGCCUGAACGGAGGCCGCUGCAUCGGCAGGGACGAGUGCUGGUGCCCCACCAACUCCACCGGGAAGUUCUGCCACCUGCCUGUCCCGCAGCCAGACAGGGAGCCUCCAGGGAGGGGCUCCCGCCCCAGAGCCCUGCUGGAAGCCCCCUUGAAGCAGUCCACCUUCACACUGCCGCUCUCCAACCAGCUGGCCUCCAUGAACCCUUCCCUGGUGAAGGUGCACAUUCACCACCCGCCCGAGGCUUCAGUGCAGAUCCACCAGGUGGCUCGGGUGCGGGGCGGGGCAGAGGAGGCCCUAGAGGAGAACAGCGUGGAGACCAGACCCCCGCCCCGGCUGCCUGCCAGCCCUGGCCACAGCCUCUGGGACAGCAACAGCAUCCCUGUGCGGUCUGGAGAGCCCACUCGGCCACGACCCCCAGCAGCACCCAGGCCUCGAGGACUGCUGGGCCGGUGUUACCUGAACACUGUGAACGGACAGUGCGCCAACCCUCUGCUGGAGCUGACUACCCAAGAGGACUGCUGUGGCAGUGUGGGAGCCUUCUGGGGAGUGACUUUGUGUGCCCCAUGCCCACCCAGACCAGCCUCCCCGGUGAUUGAGAAUGGCCAGCUGGAGUGUCCUCAGGGGUACAAGAGACUGAACCUCACUCACUGCCAAGAUAUCAACGAGUGCUUGACUCUGGGCCUGUGCAAGGACGCGGAGUGUGUGAACACGAGGGGCAGCUACCUGUGCACGUGCAGACCUGGCCUCAUGCUGGAUCCAUCGCGGAGCCGCUGUGUGUCGGACAAGGCCAUCUCCAUGCUGCAGGGACUGUGCUACCGGUCGCUGGGGCCUGGCAACUGUACCCUGCCUUUGGCCCAGCGGAUCACCAAGCAGAUAUGCUGCUGCAGCCGCGUGGGCAAAGCAUGGGGCGGCGAGUGUGAGAAAUGCCCUCUGCCUGGCACAGAGGCCUUCAGAGAGAUCUGCCCCGCCGGGCACGGCUACACCUACGCGAGCUCUGACAUCCGCCUGUCCAUGAGGAAAGCUGAGGAGGAGGAGCUGGCCAGGCCCCCAAGGGAGCAAGGGCAGAGGAGCAAUGUGGCACCGCCCGGCCCAGCAGACAGACAGCCGCUCCGGGUCGUCACGGACACCUGGCUUGAGGCCGGGACCAUGCCUGACAAGGGUGACUCUCAGGCUAGCCAGGUCACGACCGGUGUCACUCCUGCACCUGCCUGGGUCCCAGGGGAUGCCACAACCCCACCAAUGCCUGAACAGGGAAUUCCAGAGAUACAGGAAGAACAAGUGACCCCCUCCACCAAUGUGCUGGUGACCCUGAGCACCCCAGACAUUGACAGAUGUGCUACUGGAGACACCAACAUCUGUGGCCCUGGAACCUGCGUGAACCUCCCAGAUGGAUACAGAUGUGUCUGCAGCCCUGGCUACCGGCUGCAUCCCAGCCAGGCCUACUGCACGGAUGACAAUGAGUGUCUGAGGGACCCCUGCAAGGGGAAAGGGCGCUGCAUCAACCGCGUGGGUUCCUAUUCCUGCUUCUGCUACCCUGGCUACACGCUGGCCACCUCGGGGGCCACGCAGGAGUGUCAAGAUAUCAAUGAGUGUGAGCAGCCAGGGGUGUGCAGCGGGGGGCAGUGCACCAACACCGAGGGCUCCUACCACUGCGAGUGUGAUCAGGGCUACAUCAUGGUCAGGAAAGGACACUGCCAAGAUAUCAACGAAUGCCGUCACCCGGGUACCUGCCCUGAUGGGAGAUGCGUCAAUUCCCCAGGCUCCUACGCUUGUCUGGCCUGUGAGGAGGGCUACCGGGGCCAGAGUGGGAGCUGUGUAGAUGUGAAUGAGUGUCUGACCCCUGGGGUCUGUGCCCAUGGAAAGUGCACCAACCUGGAAGGCUCCUUCAGAUGCUCUUGUGAGCAGGGCUAUGAGGUCACCUCAGAUGAGAAGGGCUGCCAAGAUGUGGACGAGUGUGCCAGCCGGGCCUCAUGCCCCGCAGGCCUCUGCCUCAACACGGAGGGCUCCUUCACCUGCUCUGCCUGCGAGAGCGGGUACUGGGUGAAUGAAGAUGGCACUGCCUGUGAAGACCUAGAUGAGUGUGCCUUCCCGGGAGUCUGCCCCUCGGGAGUCUGCACCAACACAGCUGGCUCCUUCUCCUGCAAGGACUGCGGUGGUGGCUACCGGCCCAGCCCCCUGGGUAACUCCUGUGAAGAUGUGGAUGAGUGUGAAUACCCCCAGAGCAGCUGCCUGGGAGGCGAGUGCAAGAACAUGGUGGGCUCCUACCAGUGCCUUUGUCCCCAGGGCUUCCAACUGGCCAAUGGCACCGUGUGUGAGGAUGUGAAUGAGUGUGUGGGGGAGGAGCACUGCGCACCCCAUGGCGAGUGCCUCAACAGCCACGGGUCUUUCUUCUGUCUGUGCGCACCCGGCUUCGUCAGCACAGAGCGGGGCACCCGCUGCCAGGAUGUGGACGAGUGUGCCGCCACAGACCCGUGUCUGGGAGGGCACUGUGUCAACACUGAGGGCUCCUUCAACUGUGUGUGUGACGCUGGCUUCCAGCCCGCCCCAGAGAGUGGAGAGUGUGUGGACAUAGACGAGUGCACCAAUGACACCAUGUGCGGGAGUCACGGCUUCUGUGACAACACGGACGGCUCCUUCCGCUGCCUCUGUGACCAGGGCUUCGAGAUCUCCCCCUCAGGCUGGGACUGUGUGGACGUGAACGAGUGUGAGCUCAUGCUGGCGGUAUGUGGGGCUGCGCUCUGUGAGAACGUGGAGGGCUCCUUCCUGUGCCUCUGCACCAGUGACCUGGAGGAAUACGAUGCCCAGGAGGGGCACUGCCGCCCACGGGGGGCUGGAGGUCAGAGUAUCCCUGAGGCCCCAACAGGAAACUAUGCCCCAGCCCCCAUCCGCAUGGACUGCUACUCUGGGCAGAACAGCCAUGCACCCUGCUCCAGCGUCCUGGGCCGGAACACCACAAAGGCUGAAUGCUGCUGCACCCAGGGCGCCAGCUGGGGAGACGCCUGUGACCUCUGCCCGUCUGAGGACUCAGCUGAAUUCAGCGAGAUCUGCCCUAGUGGUAAAGGCUACAUUCCUGUGGAAGGAGCCUGGACAUUUGGACAGACCAUGUACACAGAUGCGGAUGAGUGUGUGAUCUUCGGGCCUGGUCUCUGCCCCAAUGGGCAGUGCCUCAACACUGUGCCUGGCUACGUCUGCCUGUGCAAUCCUGGCUUCCACUACGAUGCUUCCCACAGGAAGUGUGAGGAUCACGAUGAGUGCCAGGACCUGGCCUGUGAGAAUGGCGAGUGCGUCAACACGGAGGGCUCCUUCCACUGCUUCUGCAGCCCCCCGCUCACCCUGGACCUCAGCCAACAGCGCUGCAUGAACAGCUCCAGCAGCACGGAGGACCUCCCUGACCAUGAUAUCCACAUGGACGUGUGCUGGAAAAAAGUCACCAAUGACGUAUGCAGCGAACCCCUGCAUGGGCAUCGUACCACCUACACAGAAUGCUGCUGCCAGGAUGGCGAGGCCUGGAGCCAGCAGUGUGCCCUGUGUCCCCCCAGGAGCUCUGAGGUCUAUGCUCAGCUGUGCAACGUGGCUCGCAUCGAGGCGGAGCGGGAGGCUGGGGUCCACUUCCGGCCAGGCUAUGAGUAUGGCCCUGGCCCUGACGACCUGCACUACAGCAUCUAUGGCCCAGAUGGGGCCCCCUUCUACAACUACCUGGGUCCCGAGGACACCGUCCCUGAACCUCCCUUCCCCAACACAGCCGACCACCCAGGGGACCGCACACCCAUCCUUGAGUCUCCCUUGCAGCCCUCAGAACUCCAGCCCCACUAUGUGGCCAGCCAUCCAGAGCCCCCAGCUGGCUUCGAAGGGCUUCAGGCGGAGGAGUGCGGCAUCCUGAACGGCUGUGAGAAUGGUCGCUGUGUGCGUGUGCGGGAGGGCUACACCUGCGACUGUUUUGAGGGCUUCCAGCUGGAUGCGGCCCACAUGGCCUGCGUGGAUGUGAAUGAGUGUGAUGACUUGAAUGGGCCUGCUGUGCUCUGUGCCCAUGGUUACUGCGAGAACACAGAGGGCUCCUACCGCUGCCACUGCUCCCCGGGUUAUGUGGCCGAGGCAGGCCCCCCCCACUGCACUGCCAAGGAGUAGCAGUCAGGGGUCAGUGUGGCAACUAUCUGGAAACGGCCUCCAGUCACAGGCAGGGGCCUUGAGGCUGAUUUCCUAGCUGGGAAGACAGGCGUCGUCAGGCCAGAGGUUACCAAUCAGCCUUGCCUGCUUUCAUCUCUCCCAGCUUAGCCUCUGGCUGUGAGCUUCGGUCACUGCCUCUGUGCCCUUGCUUGGCUCAAGCACCACCAAUCGCUUUAAUGCUUCAGCCACUGCAUGAGGCCCUGUCCACCACCUGUCCUGGCCUUGCUAUGGGAUGCUUACCAAAGGAUGGCUUUCAUCCACCCUCCCAAGCUGUGCAAGCAUGAAAGGCCCCAUGGCCUCACACUGCAGACACCCCUUUCCAGCCACUAUCCACCAUCAUCCUGAUGAUCCCACAACUAGGACAGAGGCUACAUCUGCUCUGUGAAGGUCCUUCAGAAUCUGUGGAGCAAGAAAGGAUUUGGGGAAUCUUGGGGACUGACUCCAGUGCUCCUCCCAAGAACCAUCACUACCACUCAGCCAAUCUGUUCUGGGCCCUGAUUUUGCCACACCUCCAUCCUGUAGCCCAUUCUCUGGCCCCAAGGAGUGGCAGAAGAUCCCUUCACUCAGAGACACAAGACUGAUAGUAGCUUGUUGAGUGUAAGAGACACAAAUGAAGAAGAACAAAGAGCCUGAGAAAGCAGCAAGAGGACAUGAUGAAAAGUUUGUGGAGUUGAUGAGAAAGGGGAGCCAAGCCUUCAUAUGUCUAAAGAAAAUAUUCAGUAGCUAACAUUCAAAAUACACCCAGUGAUAGCCCGUGUGCACCAGCAGCAAGGGCUGCCAUGGGAUCGCGUACCCAUCUACAAUGACCUCUAUUACAUAAACAGUGCUUCUUACAGGAAACAAACCUCUUCUAGACUCUCCUUUUGUGAAAACCAGUUUGAUGUUCUAAAAGUAAAAAGUCUACUAUUUGGUAUGGUCUUCUUCAGAAGAAGCCAGAUUUCCAAUGUUGUUUUUCCCCUCUACUCAGAAGCACCUGCCCUCUUCCCUUCCGAAAACGACGGCAGGCAAUCCUCUGAGUUUACAAGCAGAGACUCACUCCAACCCAAGCUAGCUGGGAGUUCAGAACCAUGGUGGAAUAAAGAAAUGUACAUAUGGUC
This is a messenger RNA of Cebus imitator (Panamanian white-faced capuchin), 6818 nucleotides long. RefSeq names its product latent transforming growth factor beta binding protein 2 (gene LTBP2). Bases 370 to 5682 code for a protein of 1770 amino acids. The transcript is spliced from 35 exons. NCBI's taxonomy places the organism in Eukaryota, Metazoa, Chordata, Mammalia, Primates, Cebidae. The record is from RefSeq and is a predicted model, not a curated record. Gene Ontology annotation, molecular function: calcium ion binding.